This is a messenger RNA of Gossypium arboreum, 2246 nucleotides long. Its product is annotated as lycopene epsilon cyclase, chloroplastic. The coding region runs from base 706 to 2082 and encodes 458 amino acids. The transcript has 11 exons. Gene Ontology annotation, biological process: carotenoid biosynthetic process. Gene Ontology annotation, molecular function: oxidoreductase activity, acting on paired donors, with incorporation or reduction of molecular oxygen. Lineage: Eukaryota; Viridiplantae; Streptophyta; Magnoliopsida; Malvales; Malvaceae. The record is from RefSeq and is a predicted model, not a curated record.
ACAAGCUCCUUCCCUAUCUAUCCCCUGACCUUUCCUUCCUUAUAUAUGGCCAGAUGUAAGAAAAAUGGUAAAAAAAUUUCUUCAGAAGAAGCAACAAAGCAAACAUAACAAAAAGCCAAAUUUUUAGUUUCAAAAUCCAAACUCGGUUGCAUUUAAAGAAACAAUAUACAUGCCUUUUAUUCUAUGUGUUUAUUAGUUUCGAAGGUGAUAAUAAUGGAGUAUGUCGGAGCUCGGAACUUCGCGGCAAUGGCGGUUCCUACACGUGCCUUUUGGAAAGCAAACCUGAUGAGGACUAAAACAACGAUUCCAAGUCAUAAUCGGCUUAUUUCCUUAAAGGUGAGAGCUAGUGGAGCAAGGAGCGAUAGUUGCGUUGCGGUUAAAGAAGAUUUCGCCGACGAAGAAGAUUUCAUAAAGGCCGGUGGCUCUGAGAUUCUCUUUGUUCAAAUGCAACAAAAUAAAGAAAUGGAUAAACAGUCGAAAUUAGCGGAUAAGGUUUUCACUUUGCUCACUUUAGUUCGAUUUUCAUUUGUUGGAACUAAUAUCGGGAGAUAAAUGGAUCUUUUCCCUUUUUUUUUUUUGGUUAUUUCUGCGUGUAAAUAUGGGGGCCCUACUGGUGGCUUUUGAGCCACAAGAAUUUACAUCCUUUUCUGGAUUGCGUUUUUAAAGUGGCGACACGAAGAUUGGAAAAAAAAAAGUUAAAUACUCAUGAAAGUUAUGACAUAUGAUGGUCACGUGCAUCUGGUCAAUAGUAUAUGGCCGCCUUCUUUGCCCUUAAUUUUUGCGUUACCGCCCAUAUCAACUGGGGAAAACGUAUUGGACCUGGUGGUUAUUGGUUGUGGUCCGGCUGGUCUUGCUCUUGCUGCAGAGUCUGCUAAGUUGGGUUUAAAUGUUGGACUAAUUGGCCCUGAUCUUCCUUUUACCAAUAAUUAUGGAGUAUGGGAAGAUGAGUUUAAAGAUCUUGGCCUUGAAAGAUGUAUUGAGCAUGUUUGGCGGGACACCAUAGUAUACCUUGAUGAUGAUAAGCCUAUUAUGAUUGGUCGUGCUUAUGGACGUGUUAGUCGAUACUUGCUCCAUGAGGAGUUGUUGAGGAGGUGUAUCGAGUCAGGUGUAAUGUAUCUUAACUCGAAGGUAGAGACGAUUGUUGAAGCUACCGAUGGUCGUAAUCUUGUAGUUUGUGAACACAAUCGUGUCAUUCCUUGCUGGCUUGCUACUGUUGCUUCAGGAGCAGCUUCAGGUAAACUCUUGCAAUAUGAGGUAGGGGGUCCAAGGGUAUCUGUUCAAACAGCUUACGGCGUCGAGGUUGAGGUGGAGAACAAUCCUUAUGAUCCAAGCCUGAUGGUUUUCAUGGAUUACAGAGACUAUGCUAAACAAGAAGUUCAAUCUUUAGAAGCACAAUAUCCAACAUUUCUUUAUGCCAUGCCCAUGUCUUCAACAAGAGUUUUCUUUGAGGAAACUUGUUUGGCCUCAAAAGAUGCCAUGCCUUUUGAUUUAUUAAAGAAGAAGCUCAUGUCAAGGUUAGAGACCAUGGGAAUCCGGAUUUUAAAAGUUUAUGAAGAGGAGUGGUCUUACAUCCCAGUUGGUGGUUCCUUGCCAAACACAGAGCAGAAGAACCUUGCAUUUGGUGCUGCAGCAAGCAUGGUGCAUCCAGCUACUGGUUAUUCGGUUGUCAGAUCAUUGUCAGAGGCUCCAAAUUAUGCUUCUGUAAUUGCAAAUAUCCUAAAGAAGGAUAAUUCUAAUGGCUUGCUUACCAGUGAAAGAAAUAAUUGGAAUAUCUCAAUGCAAGCUUGGAAUACUCUUUGGCCACAAGAAAGGAAACGCCAGAGGUCAUUCUUUCUCUUUGGGCUAGCACUCAUACUGCAACUAGAUAUUGAAGGCAUUCGAACAUUCUUCCAUACAUUCUUCCGUUUGCCAAGUUGGAUGUGGCAAGGAUUUCUUGGUUCUACUCUUUCCUCUGCCGAUCUCAUUCUGUUUGCCUUUUAUAUGUUUGUCAUAGCACCAAACGAUAUGAGAAUGUCCCUUGUCAGGCACUUAAUCUCAGAUCCAACUGGAGCAACUAUGAUAAGAACAUAUCUCACAAUAUAGAUGGUAUCUUUGUAUUUCUUCCCUUGUUUGGUUGUAUUUUUCAAUUGCUUUUCAAGCAAUAUUAUGAGGAGCCUAUCUACCAUGAAAAUAAGUAGGCAUUGUAUAUUCAAAUGUUUGCAUGUACAUCUUCUUUAGUUAAAUAUGGUGCGUAUUUUUCUUCCAAA